GUGCGGAUCCUCACGCUACCCGCUGCAUCUCCGCCAUGGGGGUCCGCAAGAGGAAGGACCCGGAGGGCGAGGCGUCCCCGGCGGGCGCGGCCAAGCGGGCCCGCAAGGAAGAGUUCACCGGCGUGCGCUUUAAGGCGCAGCUCCGGGACCCGCAGGGCGCGGGAACUGCCUUGGAAGCCUUUGUGUCAGCUGCCAAGAAGCUUCCACGAGAAGAUGUGUACGACGUGGUGGAAGGCUACAUCAAGAUCUCCGUGGAGUGCACUGAGAUCUUCCAGCUCCUGAGCGGGGAGAAACGUCCUGAAAGCGAGAUGCUGCUGGUCUUCCAGGCGCUGGAGGCCAUCCUGCUGCGGACAGCCAGCGACCUGGCGCACCUGCACAUGGCGGGCACUGGCAUUGUGAAGAAACUGCUCAACAGCCACAUGAAGCUGCUCUGCGAGGCCCUGUAUGCCUCGGGCUACAGGAUGGCUCGCGCCUGCCUCAACCUACUGACUGCCAUGGUGGCCCAGGGGGCUGAAGCCGCCAGGGACGUCUCCAGCCUCUUUGAUUUGAACAAGAAGACCUUGUAUGGCCUGGUGACCAAGCGGGACACAAAGGGGGCACCUGACGUCCGGCAGGCCUAUAUCCAGUUUGCACUCUCCUUCCUCGUCACAGGCGACACCAGCACAGUGGUACAGGUGCUGGAGCUGAAAGAGUUUAUCCCCUGCAUCUUCAGCUCGGGCAUCAAGGAGGACAGGAUCUCCACCGUCAAUAUCUUGUUGUCCACACUGAAAACAAAGGUGGUCCAGAACAAGAGCAUCACCAAGACCCAGAAGGUACGCUUCUUCUCGGGGCAGCUGCUCAACCACAUCGCCUCCCUCUACAGCUGGAACGGGGUAGUCGACGUGCAGCUGGAAGGUGGCAAGGCGGCCGCAGCGGCCGAGGGGAAGCGCAUGGUGAGGGAGCUGGUGCACACCUUCCUCCUGGACCUCUGCUGCUCGCUCAAGCACGGCAUCAACUUCUACGACGCCACCCUGGGCACCUCUGGCAGAGGCGGCAACCUCACGCUCCUGCAUCUGCUGCUCGGUCUGAAGACGGCGCCGGCUGACGAGCUGGUGGCCGAGCUGGUGGUCAGUAUCCUGCGUGUGUGCCCCGACCUGCUCAACAAGUACUUCAAGGAGGUGACGUUCUCCUUCCUUCCGCGUGCCCAGGCCGCGUGGACCAACAACAUCCGGCUGCUGAGCAAGAUCUACGAGGCCCAGCCCGACAUCUCCCGCGCCUUCCAGACCCGCGAGUUCAUCCCGCUGCCCCGGCUGCUGGCCAUGGUGAUGGUGACCACAGCGCCACUGGUGUGCAACAAGACCAUGUUCACCCAGGCCCUCAACCUGGACAGCAGGGCGGUGAAGCACACAGCCUUGUCCCUGCUGCUGGGGAUCCUGAGGCGUGCCCUGAAGACGGUGGAGUUCUGCCAGAGCAGUGAGGGCUGGCCGGCGUCUGGCCUCUACUCGGCCUCCAUGAUGGAUGACUUCGUGCGCCUCUUCCGGGAAGCCCUGAGCAAGAUUUUUCCAGAUCUCAACACUAUUGUGUGGGUCUGGCAGUCACUGGUGAAGCAUGAGGCGAAACAGGACGACCAGCGGGAAAAGCAAAAGGGCGAGCAGGGUGCGGGCCCAGGUGUGGCUCCCCAGCACGAUGACGCCGAGACCAUCCUCCUGAAAGCCGCCCUGCUCCAGGUCAUCUGCCUGUACCAGAAGGUGGUCCCACACUUGGUGAUUCAGUACAACUUUGACUUCAGCAAGCUCCUCCGAGGCAUCAUCUCUGAGCAGGGUGUCCGAGCGGAGGUACCACCUGUCCUACAGCACCAUAUCCUGCAGGUGGCGCUCGAGCUGCCGGCCAGCAAGUUCUUGUGGCUGAAGGGCCAGGAAGGCCCUGAGGCCGAGAUCAUCGGGGGAGACCGCUCUGUCUUCUACUUGCUUAUGAAGAUGUUCAUCACCAGCGCCCAUGCGCAGCUGAAAGCGUCCACCAAGCUGCUGAUUAUCAAGAUCCUGCGGGACACGGGGGUGUUCGAGCACACGUGGAAGGAGCUGGAGCUGUGGCUGGAGCACCUGGAUGCCACGGCGGCCGAGCGAAGAGAAGCCGUCAUCCAGUUCCUGGAGCGGGUGCUGCUGACCGUGGUGGCGAGUCCCUUCGUGUACACGGACAAAGUGUCCGACUUCGUGCAGGAAGCCAGCACGCUGCAGGCCUCACUGAGCAGGCAGGGCGCCGACGAUGACGUGAGCCUGCCCAUCUCCCACAUUGACGAUGUCCUGGACAUGGUGGACGUCCUGGUGGAGGGCAGCGAGGGGCUGGAUGAGGAGAUUGGCUUCGCGCUCACGGAGGAUAUGGCCCAGGUCACCUUUCCCUUCAGCGCCGUGGUCCCCGCUGCCCUGCAAGCCCGGAACAAGCUCAUCAUUGGGGCCGACAAGGAAGCAGGAGAGAGCGUCGUGACCUACCUGACCGCUGUGCUCACCGACCUGCUGCAUAGCCAGCGCGACCCCCUGGCACUGUGCCUGCUGCUGCAGGCCUACGACCAGCUGGACGCCCCCCUGCCGCCCUGCUGCUGCCCGCAGCUGCCCCGCUUCUGCCGCUACUACAGCCUGUGGGUCCCAGAGGCCAACCGUGCACCUGCGCUGACUCCUACGCCCGAGACCUCUGGCCCCGAGGACCCAUCGGCUACCUCCUUCCCCGCCCUGCUGCAGGCGGCCUAUGAGCGGAAGGGGGCGUUGUUGGACACAGAGGUGCAGGCACAGCUGCGGGCUGCCCUCCCUGGCCUCCCCCUGCACCGGGGCCCACUCGCUGCCCGCCACCUGCUACUCUACGUCCGGAGCACAGUGGACAAUUUUGGCCAACUGGGCAAGACCGUGGGGCCCCCGCAGCUGCAGCUGCUCCUGGACCUCCUCCGGGACCUGGUGGUCCAUUGCACCCAGCUGGAUGCCCAGAGGCAGGAGGAGUGUGUGACUGCCCAGGCCGACGCCGACACCGACCUCUUCCUGGACAUGGAGGCUAUGGCCUCACUGGAGCGGGCCGGUGACAAGACGCUGGAGGAGAUGCUCUCGGCUGUGCUCCGCCACCCAACGCUGGAGGGCUGGUACCUGGCGCUGGAGCAGCAGGCCCUGCCGCCCCACGCCCUCGGCCCGGUCCUGGUCAAGCUGCUGGCGGCCCGGCUAAGCGCGGGAGUCCUGCCACUGCUGCUGGCCAGCGCGCCCGUCCUGCAGCGCACCGGGCAGCUGGGGCUGCUGGACGCGUACUCGGCGGCCAUCGUGCGGAGCGUGCGGGCAGAGCUGCAGCGCGGGCGGGCGCCCCCCGAGACCCUGCCGCAGCUGGAGGCCCUGCGGGCGCUGCACCCAUUCCUGGGCGACGGCCCAAUGCACGAGCUCACCCUGGCCCUGCUCGACCUGCCCGAGGCCCAGCUGCUGGCCCCGGCCGACCCGGCGCGACCUGGGCCCCGGCGGCCACUGAACGCGCUGGGCCGGUGCCUGGUGCUGCUCCUGGCGCGCGGCCCCAGGAGCCCGCUGCCCUGGGCCGCCCAGCACGCCCGUGGCCUGGGCACCCUGCUGCCCAGCCUGGCCGCCGCUGAGCUGGACGCCGCGCUCCUGCACGCACUGCAGGACCGGCCGGAGCUGGUGCCCGCCGCCGGGCCGGGCCUCCUAGCCGCCUGCCUGGCACGCCCCUCACCGGCCACUCUGGGCCUGGCAGAGCUGCUCCUGCGCCGCAGCGCGACCCACCAGCUGAGCUUCGAGCGCUGGUGCGGGCGGGAGGACGUGGGCCCCAUCCUGCGGGAGCAGCUGGAUGACUUCCUGCCCCUGGUGCACGCCUACCUGCAAAGCAGCGCCAGCGACCCCAGCACCAGGCCACGGGCAGCGCCUGCUGCCGCCAUCUCCGUCCUGAGGAAGGCGCUGUGGAGACGCCUGCAGGCCGGGCUGCUGGGCCCCGACGCAGAUCCCGAGGCCCCCCCGCUGCACUGGGAGGUCCUGGCCCAGCUGGUCCCUUUUGCACGGGCCAAGAACCUCGCGGGCCUCAUGGACCGUCUGCCUGAUAUGCUUCAGACCCCUGGCAGCCUCAGGAGCUGGGACCUGGCAGACUCCAUCUCGGCCGCCCUGGCCGAGUCGGCCGAAGAGCUGCAGGCCUGGAAGACAACGCAGCUGGCGGCCUGUGUCCGGUGGCUGGCGGCCUCCUUCGGCACAGGCCCGCUUGAACAGGAUUCUGACAGCACCCGGGAUCGUGAGACGGCGAUGCUGCGAAGGUUCACCAAGCUGCUGGACGCGAGGCCCGAGGUGGAGCCUGGGGACUGGCAGGCAUUGGUGAAGACCGGGCUCAAGUUCCGCUAUCAGGAAGGCGCCUUCCUGCGGGCGCUGCACACAGCCCUGCCCCUCCUGUACCCUCUGGGGGGCCCUGCCCGUGACCCACCACUGCUGCCGCUGCCCCGGCUGCACGCGAUGGUCACCCAGCACUCCCUGUUCCUGCCCACCCUGCUGGAGGAUGCUGAUGGGGACGUCAAGGAAGCACUGGUGGACCUGAUGCGGGCGCUGGUGAGGCUCUGUCCAUCCGUCUGUGAGAGCAGCCACUUCGCCGUGCUCCUCGGGGCCUAUGGCGCCUCGCUCAGCGCCCUGGACCAGAAGAUCCUGUUGCUCCUUCGCGCCUACGAGCAGAACCACCUCAGCCUCAUCAGCUUCCGGGUGCUGCUGUGGGGUCCGGCGGCCGUGGACCAUCACAAGACGUGCCGGAGCCUGGGCAAGUCACUGUGGCAGGAGCCGAGCGUUGGGGACGUGCUGCGCCUGCUGGACCCCGACCGGAUGAUGGCCACCAUCCUGCACUUCCCCCAGAACCGGCGGCUGCUGUCCCCCGAGGACACGCAGGACCCUGUGUUCCGAGACAAGAGCAUGCCUGAGCUGGACGGCCUCUACGACCCCUGCUUCCUCCUCCACCUCUUCAGCGAGCUCACCCGGCCAGAGUUCGUGGUGGAUUGUCGCAAGUUCCUGGACUCCAACGCCCUGGGCCUCACGGUGGCGGCCCUCAGCAGCUACGACACACAGAUGCGCGCGGCCGCCUACUCCGUGCUGGCGGCCUAUUACUCCCAUGUGGAGGGGGCGCGAUUCCGCGAGAAGGCCCAGGUGCUGUACCUGCUGGACGUGGUCCGCAGCGGGAUCCGGAAACCAAACAUGCGGCUCACUUUCACCCUGGUGCUCUUCAUCGCCAAAGCUGCCCGCCAGGUCCUGAAGCCAGAGGAGCACAUGUACAUGAAGCUCGCCAAGUUCCUGCUGUCGCACCAGUUCCUGCACAUGGGCAAGAUCCCUGGCUUCUUCCAGUUCUUCUACAGCUCCGACUUCGAGCAAAAGGUCGAGCGGGAGUGGAUGCUGGAGCUACUGCGCCAGGGCCUGCGGGACAGACACUGCUACGAUCUCUACGCACGCCGCGGGGUCCUGCGCAUCCUGCUGGCCUUCUUCAACAGCCCCCUCUGCGACCCCGCCGCCCAGAUUUGGAUCCUAGAAAUCCUACAGAACGCCGCGCAGACCCCCAAGCCAGCCUAUGAGGUCCUGCGAGACUACAGCCUCCUGACGUGGAUCCUGCACAUCCUGGAGAGCCCGUUCCUGGAGACCCCGCUGCUGGCCGGCCUCAUCUCCCUGCUGCAGGCACUGUGGGAGACCAACCUGGGGAAUAAAGGUGGGGCCGUGAAGGACCCUCAGCAGCCCCCCAAACACCUCCCCCUGCAGCUGGUCAGCGAGUUCCUGUUUGUGCUCACAGCGCUCACCAGGCACCUGCGGCCAGCCUUGACCGCCGCCCAGCUGACGGCCUUCCUUGGGACGCUGGAGUCGGUGCUGCGGUACCGAGCCACGGUGCUGCAGGCCUUCCGGGAGCUGGGCCGCUUCACUGUGGCCGAGGCGGCGCUGACCACGGGGGACGUGAUGUUGCUGCUGCAGCGCUGGGCUCUGCUGGGCCGGGACACCGGGCUGCAGGAGGCCCUGAGGGCCGCCACUGAGAGGCUGCCCCCCGGCCGGCUGCUGAAAAUGCUCAGGGACAUGAACAAGCCUUCUGGCCCAGCCCGCGCCAGGGGCCCACGGGGCCGGAGACGGCGGCCAGGGAACGAGGAGGCGGUGGCUGCACCCGAGUUGCCGGUGACGGGCGUAGGAGCAUGCCAGGGCCUCCUGCGGGCCAUCCUCACGCACUGGACCCCUGCGUUCCCGGGGCCCGAGCCCAUGGACGGGGCCACCCCUGAAUGCAUCACUGCCGCCCUGGCGGCCAGCUGGGCACUGCGCUCAAUGGCCGGGUGCCCGCCAGACGCCGCCGAGGCCGCCAGGCUCCUGGGCUGGCUAGAGACACACAUUCUGCCGCAGCCAGCCGUGGUGGCACAGCUCCUCGAGGAUGGCGCCGCUGACACCGGCCUCUUCGGCCUGUACACACAGCUAAGUGGAGCCGAGGCGUGGGCCGGGCCCUCCGGCAGCGUGGCCCGCCAGUUCAACGCCAUCAUGCUGCGCCUGCUGGCCACCCGGGGCCUGGCCGGGAACCCCGUCCACACGGCCGUCGAGGGUCUCUGCCAGUCCUCCCUGGACGACGGGGAGGAGGCGGUCACACGAGCCACUGCCGCCUUCCUGGUGUCCCUUUACAUCAAGGACAUGUGGCUGGGUGCCCCUCGGCCCGACACGCUCCUGGCCCACGUCCGGAUGGUGUGCGAUGCCGCCAUCACCACAGGAGAGGAAGAGGAGGGGGAUGAAGAGGAGCCCGUCGUGAAGCUCUGCAGGGCCCUCCAGGCCUCGAUCCCAGACCCCUGAUACCCCGCCGGCCACCCCAGGCUCCCCCCAGUACCAGGAGCUGCAGUCGAGUUUCCAUGAAACUUCCCUUGCAUGGGGCCAGGCUCUGGGGCAGCCUGAAGGACCAGCUAGACCCACUGGAGCGGACAGCAGUGGGUGCUUAGGGCCCCAAGAGGCCACGCCACAAACCCUGCACACAUGCACUCUACCCCACGUGACCCGCAGGCAGGGGCCUGCUCCCAGGGGCGCCUCCAUCCGCAAAGGAAACGCCUCACGGAGAGUGAACACAGCAGCAUCGAAGAUUAUUUCUCACGGAAACCCAAGGAGAGACGCCACAUUUUUUCUUUCUGCUGAGACCCCCUAAGUCGGAUGGACCUUUUCUUUCUUUUUUUUUUUUUAAUAAUAACGAACAUCUCAGAGCAUAUUAAAUCAGAGUGAUUAGAUGUAAAUGCUGCAUUUCAUCCUCGAAGGGUAAAAGUGAGGGGGGGUGGUCACGUGGCAUGAGGCAUGACCCCAGAGGCAGCAUAGGGGGGCCCGGCCCCAGAGUCUGAGUGAGUUCCCCCAUGAAAGAGGGACCCUCAGCAAAUACCGCAUCCCACCCCCAUGUCCAACCCAACCCCCCGCAUCACUGCAACAGAAAAGAGCGAAGGCAAGAGGGGGGAGAAAGGAAGAUGAAGAAGCCCCUGUCUGAGUAAUAUUCAAAAAUGUUUGAGCUUGGCUCGGGAAAUUCAGCCUGAACCUUUCUUUUUAAUCAAAGCUACAAGCUGUGCAUUGCUCCAGAGGAACAGCCCCUGGCUGAGAGCCCCUACCUGGCCAGCAGAUGGUCAGGAGUUUGAUCCCUGGGGCCACUAUGUGCACUGAGCACGAGAUCACGGCAGCUCCAUA
This is a messenger RNA of Sorex fumeus (smoky shrew), 7643 nucleotides long. It is a transcript of the gene URB1, whose product is annotated as URB1 ribosome biogenesis homolog. Gene Ontology annotation, cellular component: nucleolus. Lineage: Eukaryota; Metazoa; Chordata; Mammalia; Eulipotyphla; Soricidae. Gene Ontology annotation, biological process: maturation of 5.8S rRNA from tricistronic rRNA transcript (SSU-rRNA, 5.8S rRNA, LSU-rRNA); maturation of LSU-rRNA from tricistronic rRNA transcript (SSU-rRNA, 5.8S rRNA, LSU-rRNA). The transcript is spliced from 39 exons. The record is from RefSeq and is a predicted model, not a curated record. Bases 36 to 6779 code for a protein of 2247 amino acids.